Bufo gargarizans (Asiatic toad) is the source of this 1265-nucleotide messenger RNA. It is a transcript of the gene MFAP2, whose product is annotated as microfibril associated protein 2. Gene Ontology annotation, biological process: embryonic eye morphogenesis. Bases 141 to 710 code for a protein of 189 amino acids. The record is from RefSeq and is a predicted model, not a curated record. Gene Ontology annotation, cellular component: microfibril. Lineage: Eukaryota; Metazoa; Chordata; Amphibia; Anura; Bufonidae. The transcript has 9 exons.
CAGCGGAGCAGCUCAGUCUGGAUGUAGGGAUUUGUCCCCUUGUGAGAGCCUCAGAUAGAGAGAAGACAGCAAGAGACUGCAAGACAGAAGAGACAGCCCGGAGCCUGCACUACACUGUGAUAAGCCUGUUUCCUGCAGCCAUGCGCGCCGCUUGUCUCCUCCUCCUCUGUGUCCAGGGAAUUUUGGCUCAGCAGUUUGAGGCCAACCCUCAGUACGACAUUCCCACAGAGUCUCCUUAUUACUACGACUAUGACGAACAGUCUGUGGGACAGCAUCAGCCGAACCAGCCCGUCCAGACCGGAUUCCACGUCCUGACCGAACCGGAUCAUCAGCUAAACCAGUUUGAGUUUGUCCCUCAGCAACAGCAGCAAACCCAACAGGAGAUCAUCCCGGCGCCGACGUUUGAUACUUAUCAGACUGAACCAACAGAACCUGGACCCCUGGAUUGUCGUGAAGAGCAGUAUCCCUGCACCCGCCUGUACUCUGUCCACAAGCCCUGCAAGCAGUGUCUGAACGGGAUCUGUCUGUACAGCCAACGACGCAUGUACGUAAUCAACAAAGAGAUCUGUGUACGCACUGUGUGCGCCCAUGAGGAGCUCCUGAGAGCUGACCUGUGCCGGGACAAGUUCCCCCGCUGCGGGGUGGUGGCGUCCAGCGGGCUGUGUCACUCGGUGGGAGCGCAGUGCACCAGAAGCUGUGGAGGCUGUUAGAAGAGAAUGUGCCACCAAGAGGAAAAGCAACCCGCCACCGGAGGGCGCCCUGAGCCCUCAAUCGCAGUCAGUGUGAUUACUGAAAGGGGUGGGAGGUGCUAGUAUUAUAUCCCCCUAUAUUUUACUGUAUUGUACUGUAUGUGCCCCUGUCAGGGCACUGUGGGCUCUCGCCCUUCUGUCCACUAGUCCUUACCAUAUAAUAACCAGCCCAGCACACUGCACUGCUCCACCAUAUUCCCAGUGACUCUGCUCGGAACUGGUUUCUCCAGCAGUGGAGGGGUCUGGGGCUCCGGUUACAUUGUGGCCAGUCGCCAGCAGCGGGUCAAUGUGUCCUGAGGAUCCAGAGCUCCGGUCGUUGUGUACUGUACGAUCUCCUGCCAUCUUCCCCCGCACCCCGGGCUCUGCCGCUGUCUGGCUCCCGCCCUUCACCUUUCCUCCCUGUUGUAGCCUCUGAGUCACCAUCCGUUUCACAUUACGGGGACGUGUGGAUUCGACUUUCUUUUUUUGUAAUGUGUUUUGUAUAAAAGAGAAAUAAAAUGCAGAAUUUUACCCCGU